GUUUACUCUUAGCGUUGGUGUUCCUGAAUUAGCUUCUUUUAAAUUAUCCACUGAGUUUUUGGUCAUACCACAUCCUGUUCAGUUCGACAGCAAUGUGUAGUCACUGUCCAAAGUGAGGGGAGUCGGACACUUUGUAAGGUUAUUAGCGGUCCUCUGAGCUUUGGCAGACGGUUGAGCAGAUAUGGCAGACAGGGUGCAGGUGCUGCCGUACUUCUUCGGCAAUAUCACGCGAGAGGAGGCGGAGGAGUACCUGCGGCAGGGAGGAACGGGGGACGGCCUGUACCUGCUGCGCCAGAGCCGCAGCUUCCUCGGCGGGUUCGCUCUGUCGGUGGCCUACGGUCGCCAGCUCUACCACUACACCAUCGAGAGGGAGAUGAACGACACCUACGCCAUCGCCGGCGGAAAAUCUCACAGAAACCCCAUAGAUGUGAUCGACUACCACUCGCAGGAGUCCGAUGGGCUCGUCUGCCUGCUGAAGAGGCCCUUCAACCGGCCCCGGGGCACCGAGCCUAAAGUCGGGCCCUUUGAGGACCUCAAGGAGCAGCUCAUCCGGCAGUACGUCAAACAAACCUGGAACCUACAGGGUUCGGCUCUGGAGCAGGCUAUCAUCAGCCAGAGGCCUCAGCUGGAGAAACUCAUCGCCACAACGGCUCAUGAGAAGAUGCCGUGGUUCCAUGGCAAGAUCGACCGCGAGGACUCAGAGCAGCGGCUGCUCAGGAGCUCACACUUCAACGGCAAAUUCCUAAUUAGACAAAGAGAAAACAAUGGCAGAAACGUGUCCUAUGCUCUGUGUCUCCUGCAUAAUAACCAAGUCAUGCACUAUCGCAUUGAUAAAGACAAGGCUGGCAAACUCUCCAUUCCUGACGGGAAGAAGUUCGACACACUUUGGCAGCUGGUAGAACAUUAUUCGUACAAGCCUGACGGCCUGCUCCGAGUGCUCACCGAGACCUGCCCGAGACCAUCACAGGAUCCAGGCGGUCAUAUUGAAAAUCCAUAUAACUUCAGAUCAAACCUCAGAGGUGAACUUCCUAAGCCUAAUAUCUUCAACAACACAGCUAAUGAACCGGAAAAGACACAGAAGAUUGUCGCCGUUAAGAUCCUGAAGAACGAGGAUAAUAACGCGGCAGUGAAAGACGAGAUGCUGCGGGAAGCGAACGUCAUGCAGCAGCUGGAUAACCCGUACAUCGUUCGCAUGAUCGGCAUCUGUGAAGCUGAGAGCCUCAUGCUGGUCAUGGAGCUCGCUGAAUUGGGGCCCCUGCACAGGUUCCUCCAGAAGAACAAACACAUCUCUAUGAAGAACAUCACAGAGCUGGUUCAUCAGGUCUCUAUGGGAAUGAAAUAUCUGGAAGAGCACAACUUUGUUCACAGAGAUCUCGCAGCCAGGAACGUGCUUUUAGUCACUCAGCACUAUGCCAAGAUCAGCGACUUUGGACUCUCUAAAGCCCUGACAGAAGAGGAGAACUAUUACAAGGCCAAAGGUCAUGGGAAAUGGCCGCUGAAGUGGUACGCUCCCGAGUGCAUGAACUACCUGAAGUUCUCGUCCAAGAGCGACGUGUGGAGCUUUGGAGUCCUGAUGUGGGAGGCCUUUUCACUCGGACAGAAACCGUACAAGGGUAUGAAAGGAAAUGAAGUCAUCCAAAUGAUCGAGAGUGGAGAGAGAAUGUCCGCUCCAGCCGACUGCCCGCCUGAGAUGUACAACCUCAUGAGGAAAUGCUGGACAUACAAGCCGGACGAGAGACCUGGAUUUUCAGUAGUUGAACCCAGAUUGCGGCAUUAUUAUUAUGACAUCUCUCAGUGAUGAGCAAACAUGUACAAUUACACAACACGGUAUUUCAAAACAGUCAGUCCGUUUAAGGUGGUAUAGUAAUUCACAUUUUUCAUGAUAAUAUCUGUUGUUUAUAUAUGUUUUCCUCCAUCAUUGGUGCAAAUUCUAAUUAGAUGAUUGACAGCAGUUUGUUUUUAAUCAUUUAAAGCAAUAACUCUCCUUGUAGUAUUUGUUCUUCCAAACUAUUUUUGUUAGAAACUGUACAAAUUGGAUUAAUAAGCAAAAAUGCUUUUUUUGCUUCUAAAAGCAUGUUUAGAAAGAACAUCAGUGUUUUGUGUUUGAAGCCAAGUCAGUAUUUUAGAUGUAACAGCAAUAGGAUGACCAGUCAAGAGCUAAACAUGUCGACAGUAUUUUCAUUCCUGACUGGGUUUUUGUCUUCAUCUAAGUGCCAAAUUCUAUUUUUUUUAACAUCGAGUGUAUGGUUAAAAAGUUGAGUGUUAAAACAGGCUGGCAUUCAUUCUCUGUGUGGACAGUGUCUACUUCUCAUGAUCAGGUACAAUGUAAGCAUAUAUUUUGCAUGUCAUCUACGACAGCCUAAGCAAGGUCUUCAUCAGUAAUCUUUUAGGAUUUGUUUUCUCCGUGUUUCUGCUGUCCUAUAUGUCAAUUCAUUGCAUAUUCGUUGUGAUUUGUCAGCUUGAUUCAGUCGCGCCAGACUUUGCGCAAGCUUGAUAACUGAACAGCAUGGCAUGACACAUUCAAAUCUUGCUCUUCCUCACUUUGAUGAGAUUGAUAAAUGAUGCUGAGCAAACUGAACAUGUAUGGCUGCAUUGCGAUACGAUUUCAAAAAAAUGCUUUCAAAAGAAAUAAAGUCAUUUAUUGAUUGUUUUCUUGGAUGCACUAAAAUAUGAACAUAGAGAAAUAAAAAUGUCCUUCAGUCUCACUCUGGAUUGAAACACAAUGGAAUAAAAAAUAAGCAUAUCAUAUUUGAUUAAAGUA
Messenger RNA from Sinocyclocheilus grahami, 2761 nucleotides. RefSeq names its product tyrosine-protein kinase SYK-like. The record is from RefSeq and is a predicted model, not a curated record. Gene Ontology annotation, molecular function: ATP binding; non-membrane spanning protein tyrosine kinase activity. Gene Ontology annotation, biological process: protein phosphorylation. The coding region runs from base 182 to 1798 and encodes 538 amino acids. Lineage: Eukaryota; Metazoa; Chordata; Actinopteri; Cypriniformes; Cyprinidae. The transcript is spliced from 12 exons.